CGGAGCGGAGCAUGCUCUUCCUCCGGUGCCAGCCUCGCGUCCCGUCCGCGUCCGCGCCGCCUUUUCGUCCCCGCGUCCGCGUCGCGGCUCCACUGGGCGUGCGCGUCACCGGCGGGAGGCGAGGGCAGGCGGUGGUCGCGAUGGCGUCCGCCGACGCGCGCUUGGCGGGGAUUGCCUCCUCCAUCCGCGUCAUCCCCGACUUCCCCAAGCCAGGGAUCAUGUUCCAGGACAUCACGACACUGCUGCUCGACCCCAAGGCGUUCCGUGACACCAUCGACCUCUUCGUUGAGCGGUACAAGGACCAAGGGAUCACCGUAGUUGCUGGUGUGGAAGCUAGAGGGUUCAUUUUUGGUCCUCCUAUCGCUCUAGCCAUCGGUGCUAAAUUUGUACCUUUGAGGAAGCCGAAGAAGUUGCCAGGCGAGGUGAUCUCCGAAGAAUAUUCUCUGGAAUACGGAACUGACAAGAUAGAGAUGCAUGUUGGAGCUGUACAGGCCAACGAUCGGGCUCUUGUAGUCGAUGAUCUUAUUGCCACCGGUGGAACACUCUGUGCAGCUGUCAAACUUAUUGAACGUGUUGGAGCAAAGGUUGUUGAGUGUGCUUGCGUCAUUGAAUUGCCAGAACUGAAGGGCCGAGACAAACUUGGGGACAGGCCAGUUUUUGUUCUUGUGGAAGCAGAUGCUUGAGCGGAACUUGGGACUUCUCUUCUCAGAGAGUUAGAGUUGGUGCUGUUGAUGCUACCUCUCUGUCAACAACAAAGUUUCCCAUGUUGGCUAUAUUCUUGCUGACACGUAAUAAAGUUUCAUUCCAAAUUGUGAUCCCCUGAAUGAUUUGUCAAUGUAGACAUGAUUGCUGGUCCUUGUAUACUGUGGCUUAUUAUUCACAUCAAUUAAGGAUAAUCCUGAUUGGAGCUUAUCGGUGCAA
This is a messenger RNA of Zea mays, 921 nucleotides long. RefSeq lists its product as uncharacterized. NCBI's taxonomy places the organism in Eukaryota, Viridiplantae, Streptophyta, Magnoliopsida, Poales, Poaceae. The record is from RefSeq and is marked validated. Bases 12 to 683 code for a protein of 223 amino acids. The transcript has 6 exons. Gene Ontology annotation, cellular component: cytosol; cytoplasm. Gene Ontology annotation, biological process: adenine salvage. Gene Ontology annotation, molecular function: adenine phosphoribosyltransferase activity.